Drosophila erecta is the source of this 3219-nucleotide messenger RNA. RefSeq names its product kelch-like protein 18 (gene KLHL18). The coding region runs from base 75 to 1802 and encodes 575 amino acids. Gene Ontology annotation, molecular function: protein binding. The record is from RefSeq and is a predicted model, not a curated record. The transcript is spliced from 4 exons. Lineage: Eukaryota; Metazoa; Arthropoda; Insecta; Diptera; Drosophilidae.
UCACCACUAGCUGCGCAGUGCAAACAACAUUUGGCAUCUCUACUGUUUAUCAUUUUUCUUCAUCCGCUGAAGUGAUGGAUUUGAGUGAUAAUAGCCAACUGGAGGAUCAGUACUUUGUUUACAAGCAUGAUCAGCUAUUCGGCGAGAGUUUCCCCCUGUUCAAGGAGAUCCGCAGAAUGGGCAAGCUGUGCGAUGUCACCCUAAAGGUUGAAGAUCAGACCUUCUCCGCGCACCGCGUUGUGCUGGCGGCCACCAUCCCGUACUUCUAUGCGAUGUUCACCAACAACAUGGCAGAGAGCCGGAUCAAGGAGAUCACCAUGAAGGAGAGCGCCAUAGAGCCGAGUGCCCUGGAGAGUCUCAUCAACUAUGUUUACAGCGGCCAAGUGCGCAUUGACAACCAGAAUGUGCAGAGCCUGAUGGUGGGCGCCAGCUUCCUGCAAUUGUCCAACGUCCGGGACGCCUGUGCCAGUUUCCUGAUCUCCCGCUUCCAUCCGCACAAUGUCCUGGGAAUCCGCACCUUCGCCGACUCCAUGAUCUGUCGUCAGCUAAUCGACGCUGCCGACAAGUACAUUGAUCAAAACUUUGCCAAAGUCUCGCAGUCGGAGGAGUUUCUCGCCCUGGACUGCGAACAACUGCUGGAGCUGAUGCGCCGGGACGAACUCAACGUACGCACCGAGGAGGUCAUCUUCGAGGCCUGCAUGAAGUGGGUCAAGUACGCAGAAGACAAGCGCUCUGAGCUGUUUCCCCAGGUUCUGGCUGCCGUUCGUUUGCCAUUGCUCUCGCCGCAGUUCCUGGCGGAUCGUGUGGCACGCGAGGAGCUCAUCCGAUCCUCGCACCAAUGCCGUGAUCUCCUAGACGAGGCCAAGGACUUUCACCUCAUGCCCGAACGCAGGGGACUGCUGCAGAGCUUUCGCACGCGCCAGAGGUCCGGUGAGUUCUUUACCGGGCAAAUAUACGCCGUGGGAGGACUGGCCAGCACUGGGGAAUCUGUGAGCACGGUGGAGAUAUACGAUCCGCUCACCAAGAAAUGGAAAAUGGGCGAACAAAUGUCAAUGAUGAGAUCUCGCGUGGGUGUGGCCGUUCUCAAUGGCAAGCUGUACGCCUUUGGUGGAUUCAAUGGUACCGAACGUCUGUCCACCGUUGAGGUAUACGACCCGCGCAAAAACAAGUGGUCCCAAGGCUGUGCCAUGCUCUGCAAACGCAGCGCCGUGGGCGUGGCCGCAUUGGAUGACUGUAUCUAUGUGUGCGGCGGCUACGACGGCGUCACCUCGCUCAAUACCGUUGAAGUUUACUAUCCCAAGUCUAAUACUUGGAAGACUGUUGCGCAAAUGAUGAAAUAUCGUUCAGCUGGUGGAGUUACCCAAUUAAACGGCUACGUCUACGCCCUUGGCGGUCAUGAUGGGUUGUCUAUAUUCGAUUCGGUAGAGCGGUACGACCAGAACGAAGACGUCUGGGUGAAGAUGUCGCCCAUGCUGAAUCGUCGCUGUAGACUGGGCGUGGCCACGCUGAACGGGAAGAUUUACGUGUGCGGCGGCUACUGCGGCAACUCAUUCCUUCGAUCCGUAGAGUGCUACGACCCCCAGACGGACACCUGGAAGCUGGUGACACCCAUGAAUUGCAAGCGCUCGCGGGUGGCUCUGGCCGCCAACAUGGGCAAACUGUGGGCCAUCGGCGGCUAUGAUGGCGAGUCAAAUUUGUCCACAGUCGAGGUGUACGAUCCGGAGACCGAUAAAUGGACAUUUAUGCCGCCUAUGUGCGCACACAGUGGCGGCGUCGGAGCCGGCGUCAUACGGAUCGAGUAACCCGAUCGGUUGGUCUGCCAAAUCUGUUUCUCUAGCCACUCUCGUCUAAGGUAAUUUAUGCGUAUUGAAUCGAUAUAGUGUAGCCUAGAUAUGUUGAGUGUAUCCAAGCUUUAGCGGCACUUCUUGCGGCCGCCUCGUGUGCAACUCAGCUCAGCUCCUCCAGCUCUUUUUUUUAUUAAUCUCUCAUAUUAAUAUCCGCGGACAUUGCAACUUUGAUUGGGUUACAAAUCUUUUUAGAUUGAGACGUCAAUGGAGUGUCACUCUCUGCCAGCAGGCAAUUCACCUAGCUCGGAGCUCGACCCUGUUCCAUCUUGAAGAUUUUCAUGUUUGUAGCAUUGCCAUGUUGCUAAUAUUUGAGGAGUUUUCGGUUGUGUGGAUAGAUGCUGCACAGCGCAAAACUAGCCGUGUAUUUUUUCUGCUGCAAACCUGUUAAAAUAGUUAUUAACGUUGUCUUACAUCCAGUUCUUAAGGUCUUGUACAGCUUCAAUUCCCUUGAUUCUCCUGAAUAUUUCAGAAUAUCUCUUAUAUCCAUCAUUGGUCAAUCCAUCGCUUCCUGCAGCUUGUUCGAUGUAUUUGACUGGUGCCAGUCCAUACAAAUUCGCAUGCAAUGGACAGGACCCGUGCAAAAGCCCUAAGCUCCUCUGGGAUAUCUUCAGCUCCUUCCACCCUGCUCCUACAGAUGACCAGUGAAAGAAUAUCCAAGGAAAGAAUACUGUUUCCAUAGGCAUUAUUUAACCCAAACAAAGCGUCCGAACAUGGAGGAAUUGACUUGAUUGUGUAGUUGGGAUCUGAUUGCUCAUACGAGCUCCCAUUAACGAGAUGCAAUUUGUUUUUGGGAAGAAACUUAUCAAUGAAAAGUUUAUCAUUCCAAUUAUCAAGUUCAGCCCCAUCAGAUGGGCCUUGGAUAUAAAUUUUCAGAGAUCUUGGAUAUAAAUUUUGCGUAGUCAGCAUCUGAAACAGACCGGCUACUAAAUAUUUAGCUGGAAGAAUGAUGUUUCAAUUUUUUGUUAGAUAAUCUAUGAAUGCAACAAAAAAGUAGAUUGCCAAGUUUUUGAGUACACUUAGUAAUGAAUAUUUCAAAAUGAACGGUAUGUCAAGAGUUGUUAGCGUCUAAUGCAAUGAUUAUCAGAUGAAACAAUUAGAAAUUUGAAUAUAGAAUUAUUAAUGAUAAAAGUUUUAAUAUAAUGAUAGGAUAUUUAAAUUUAUAAUUUAAAAAAUCGUAAGCUUAGAAAAUUACACCAAAGUAAUGAAUGUAUAGAUAAAUUAAAGCAAAAUUGUUCAUGUAUUACUCACGGUUCUUUAGUGUUUGUCAUUCCAGUUAUAUAAUUGUUUAGUUUCUACGCCUAGCCUUAAAUACUCACUACAAAUGUAAUCCUCCAAAUAAAAACAUGUUUAAUGCAUGUUAUGUGAAAAUUAA